AUGAGGACGAAUGAACAUCAGUCCACGUCCCACCUAGCUUCUACGCCAAAUACAAAACGCACUGUUUCCGAGAGUUCCAGCUAUUUUAAUUUGCAAAAACAACCUGAAGAAGAAGUUGUGCUUCAAACACAAGAAAAAGGAUCGCUUCCAACUCGAGCUAAUCUCAAAGCCAUUAGCAGCCUUGUAGAGGCAGCACAAACCGUUGUCUUUACUUCGGUCUCCUUGCAGCACACCGUAAGUCGUUGUCUGAAUUAUAUAGGAAAUGAUAGCCUUCAUAUGGCUUUUUCAGCUUCUUUACAAAAAGCAAAAGCGAGUACUGAAAAAGUGGUGCGUACACUGGCUGUGAUAGAGAACGAUCCUGCUACUCCAAAAAUAGUGCAGGAACUUCCGCAAACAGUCAGUUUUUGUAUACUUAUAUUGAAAGACUUAUGCUCAACUUUGAGGACAAGGCUGUCUAUUUUAGUUCAAGGAUUUGAUGCGAAGCAUUCUCGGCAUCUACUGACGAGUAUUUACAGUGCCUCUGUAGAUAUCAAGAGUGCAUGGGAGACCGUACGGCCCUACUUGACGAUUGACCCUACCUACACAUUGGCCUCUCUACGAUCCAUGAAUGCGACUCCCUUGACGACGCCUAUGAAAGUCAGAUCACAACAGGAAUUCAAGACUUCUUCAGCAGCCAAUUCGCCAUCCAUUGUAAAACCAGAUAACAGCCAACUUUAUGCACAAUUGAAGAUGCUAGUAUCCAGUUCGUUGAAUGUCAUUGGCUUGUUAAACCAAUCUAUCGGAAAAACACUACAGAAUAAUAAUUAUCAAGGAGGAGCAGCGUUGGAAGGGAAGUUGAAUGGUUUAAUAAGACAAACCCAGUAUGCAACAGAGUUGUCCCAGUCGUUGAGCAAACAUUUAGAGGUGAUGAUGGCAAUGAAAAACGAGGAUUUCUUGAAAUCACCAAGGCGGAAAGAAUCAAGUAGGCGUAUGUGGGAAGACACCUCAAUAUAUUUAAAGGCUAUUGUAAGCAUUAUGACUUUGAUUCGGUCAAUAUCAACUGAAGAGGAUUUUCAAUGGCCAAAACCAAUAAAGCAGGGAUGUUUGUACGUCACUCGUAUGUCGGCAGAAGUCGCUAAACUAUGGAAUCGCUCUAGCACUUUUGCUGAGGAUGGUUAUUUUCUAGGUAGACAGUCCUCAUCGAAUACUUCUUCCUCAGCCAGCACUCCCGCUGCUGUCGGUGGUCCUGCAACUCCUGCCACGGUCCUGCAUCAUCAUGCUAUAGAUAUAGAGAGAAAAGGCAGUAGUUCCAAUACCUCUGAGCAGUCUUUAUCACCUGCUACUGCUACUAUACCCAAGCAAUAAAAUUUCCCUUCCCCUUCCCUUUCCUCUUUUUCUUCUAUUUUCUAUUUUCUCCAAUCACACUUUUCAAGGGCUGUCAACUAUGCCACCUCUUUUACUAUGCCGUAGUAUACACUUUAAACGGAUACCGAAUUAUAAAGGCUAUUGGACAGAGAUACUCAAUCGUGCGGUCGAUCCCGCAUUACAGCAGCAGCGGCCUUCGAAGAG
Messenger RNA from Mycotypha africana, 1548 nucleotides. RefSeq lists its product as uncharacterized. The transcript has 2 exons. The record is from RefSeq and is a predicted model, not a curated record. NCBI's taxonomy places the organism in Eukaryota, Fungi, Mucoromycota, Mucoromycetes, Mucorales, Mycotyphaceae. The coding region runs from base 1 to 1344 and encodes 447 amino acids.